AUGAACGUCCGUCUGCGUCAGACGGGGCUAGAAUCGAAUCUUCCCCUACAGCUUCAUGUGCGAGUGAAUGCAGUCACAGCAUCGGAAUCCUCUGGUGAAACUGAGGGGACGGAGGUGGUGUCGCAGCCGGUGUCUGAGCCAGAACCGGAGAAAUUGGAGGCAAAGGAAGAAGAGCCAUCAGGAUGUCGUCCAGAGAGUAGUAGCCCCCCAACCACCAUAGUUCUUGAUGAUGUUGUCAAGCCACCCGCCUCUGGUAUUGAAAGUGGCAGCCUUGGAAGUAGCGUUGCCGUCUGUUACAGCGGUGGAGGUGGUGGUAGUGGUAGACGCCCCUCUUCGGGACCCGAACGGCUAGGGCCUACUGCCUCGCUCCACUGCGAGUCACCGAUCCAGGUAGAGCGGAUUUGUUCAAUCCCCAGUGAACCUUUGCCACAGUUCGCCUCCUCCUCUGUCACUCAGGGGCCUCGGGUGGUUCCUCUUCCUUCCAGGGAGAUUGCCAAGGAGGCUGCGCAACGAAUCCUCAAGGAUGCUGCAGAACGACACCGUAGACGCGUCUGCGCGAUGCAGGCGCGACUAGAGAGGACUUCAGCUGGUGGAAUGGCCUCAGCGGGGGCCUCCUUACUCCCGCACCAAACACAGUGGGUCAAGUGGUUGGCUGUUGCUGUAGCCAUGGUAUUAAUUGCCCUCUUGGUACGUCGGCUCAUGAUCAUGUCUACCACUGGGCCUUAUUAA
Molecule: messenger RNA, 729 nt
Organism: Hydatigera taeniaeformis
Lineage: Eukaryota; Metazoa; Platyhelminthes; Cestoda; Cyclophyllidea; Taeniidae
Source: the annotation of a GenBank genome assembly